Quercus lobata is the source of this 2269-nucleotide messenger RNA. Its product is annotated as disease resistance protein At4g27190-like. NCBI's taxonomy places the organism in Eukaryota, Viridiplantae, Streptophyta, Magnoliopsida, Fagales, Fagaceae. The transcript has 2 exons. The record is from RefSeq and is a predicted model, not a curated record. Gene Ontology annotation, molecular function: protein binding. Bases 67 to 2025 code for a protein of 652 amino acids.
GGCUUUAUUCUUUGUCGCUUGUUUAAUAAAGACUUGCCCCCAACAUCACAUAGGAUUGGCUCCUUCAUGUCUGAAGAAACAAGUUUAGAUAAGCGAGUUUGGGGUAGAUCCGGAGUGACAGAGCUGGAUUUGACUGGCCCACCUGAAAGCUUUUUUGAGGAAGAAGAAAAUGAAAAACAAAUACUGUUACCGCCUCUAGGAAUGGUGUUUGACACUGAAGCAUUUGAGACGGCAUCUAACUCAAGUAAACAAACAAUAUCUGAGAUUGAAUUUAUUGAGGUUGAAGCUUCACAAAGAUGGCCAGAGGGUUUACAGGUUGAGGAAAUGGAACAAGAAGCAGUAAGUACUUUGAAAACUCAAGGAGUGUUUGAUGUUGAAGCAGUUAAGAUGGCUGAAUCUAGUGGACAAAUGAAAUUUCAGAUUGCAGACAAAGAGAUGGAGCCUGAAGCAGAUCGACCUCAGGAAGCUCAACAAUUUCUGAUGCAGGUUGGUUUAAGAUUAACUGAGCCACCAAAGGAUGAGGAUUGGGAAAAUGCCAAUGAGAUUUACUUGAUGGACAAUGAGUUGUCUGUUUUACCAGAGAAUCCAAAGUGUCCCAAGUUGUCUGCACUGUUCCUUCAAAGAAACUACAAAUUGCGAUUGAUUCCUCCCGCAUUUUUUAAUUACAUGCCUGCUCUUCAAAUCCUGAACUUAUCCGGGACUAAUAUCAAGUCUUUACCCAAUUCCAUUAUCAGAUUGGUCAGCCUAAAAAGACUCUUUCUAAAUGAUUGUCAUUGUUUCAUGGUGUUGUCACCCAAAAUUGGAGAACUCAAGCAGCUUGAGGUUCUUAGUCUUGAAGGGACAGAGAUUAUGGAUUUACCUCCGGAUAUUAAGAAGCUAACUAAUCUGACAUGUUUGGAAGUUUCAUUUUGUGAAUGUCAGAGUAAUUGUAAGCAAGCCAUGCAAUUAAAUGCAGUGGUGCCUUGUGGGGUAAUUUCUGUACUGUCUCAGUUAGAGGAGUUGGAUAUUAAUGUUGAUCCAGAUGAUGAGCGGUGGGAUGCGUGUGUGGAAGAUAUUGUUAAUGAAGUAUGCACCUUAAAGAGGUUGUACUCUCUUAAAUUCUAUUUCCAAAGGGUGGAACUUUUAAGUCACAUUCAGUGGAAUAUCCCAUCGCUGUUAUAUUUCAGAUUUACUGUUGGCCGUCAUGUCAAGCGCAUUAUGUCUGGAGUCCCCCGUGAUGUUGAGUUUGAAUUGGAACGAUGGGAUAGAUGCUUGAAAUACAUAAAUGGUGUGGAUGUUCCUAGAGAUAUAAAGAAGGUACUCCAACAUGCCACAGCAUUUUUCUUGGAUAGGCAUGCAACUGUUAAGAAGCUAUCCAAUUUUGGGAUUCAAAAUAUGGUGAAACUAAAAUGCUUAGUUAUGGGGGAAUGUAGUGAGGUUCAAGUGAUUAUAGAUGAAGCAGAUGGUUAUGAAGAAGAUGAUAGCGAUGAAAUAGUAUCUGAAUCAUAUGAUACUGAAAAAAUUGUUCUUGGUUCACUUGAAUACAUGUAUGUAUAUUAUAUGGAGAGUUUAAGGAGCAUGUGGGAGGGGCCACUACAGCCGGAGUCUUUAGUUUGUCUCAAGUCCUUGACAUUGUGCACGUGUCCCCAAUUAACCACUAUUUUCACACCAGGGUUGCUUGCUAACCUGUGCAACUUAGAAGAGCUUAAAGUUGAUGACUGCCCCUCCAUCAAAAGCAUAGUAAGCCAUGAUAUAACUGCUGAGCAUAAAAUCUCUUAUUUUCUCCCAGAAUUGAAGAAGAUUUCACUUCAUUACAUGCCUGAAUUAGUUAGCAUCUCUAAAGGUUUACACAUUGCUCCAAAAUUGGAAUGGUUGAGUUUUUAUGCUUGCCCAAAGCUUAAGAACCCUUUAGUUGGGGAAGUAUCUAGUCAAUGUUUGAAGAAGAUCAAGGGUGAGACAAGUUGGUGGGAAGCGCUGGAGUGGAGCAAUGGUCGUCCAGGUUAUUUGGAUGAAAUUUUUGUUCCAAUUGACAUAUGGGAUUGCUGAGCACCUGAAAUGUUCCCUAAUAAAAAAUUAGUCUGUGCAUUGCCUUAGGCAAAUUCAAUGUUUCAAUGUCAAUGAUAAUGUGUGAAAACUGAGGCAUCCUUAGACCAAUUUCUGUUGGCUAUUCUUAUACCCUUGUAGAUGCUAUGGCGAUGAGACCUUACUUUCAUUUAAUAUAGCCCUUUAGCCUGAUGUAUCUUUCUCAUGCUGCUGUUGGGGCUUUUUUCCAACACACAUUUGUAAAAAA